Messenger RNA from Rotaria sp. Silwood1, 348 nucleotides. The record is from the annotation of a GenBank genome assembly. NCBI's taxonomy places the organism in Eukaryota, Metazoa, Rotifera, Eurotatoria, Philodinida, Philodinidae.
AUGAUUGCGAAUGACUGGAAUGAUAUUGGCUAUAAUUUUUUAGUAGGUGGUGAUGGUCAUAUAUAUGAAGGUAGAGGAUGGAAAUAUAAGGGUAGCCAUUGCUACGGUUAUAAUGACAAAGCAAUUGGGAUCGGUGUUAUUGGUGAUUAUACUAUUACUCCAAUGUCUAGACCUUUAAUAACUGCUAUUAAUUCUUUAAUUAAUUGCGGUAUUUCAUCUGGUAGGAUUGAAAAGAAUUAUACAUAUCUUAGACAUGGAGGUUAUGGUAUUCGUGAAAACUAUAUAUUAAAUCUAACUAAAUCUCGUCAUAGUAUACACUAUUGUAUACCAAAACCAAAGACUGUUUGA